Ophidiomyces ophidiicola is the source of this 1110-nucleotide messenger RNA. RefSeq lists its product as uncharacterized. NCBI's taxonomy places the organism in Eukaryota, Fungi, Ascomycota, Eurotiomycetes, Onygenales, Onygenaceae. The record is from RefSeq and is a predicted model, not a curated record. Gene Ontology annotation, molecular function: oxidoreductase activity, acting on the CH-OH group of donors, NAD or NADP as acceptor. The coding region runs from base 1 to 1110 and encodes 369 amino acids. The transcript has 3 exons.
AUGGCCACCAUCUCAGUUUUAUACCAGGGCAGCACAGUGCUGCGUGCUGCUGUCCUAACCAGCCCUCGACUAUGCAUUCUGCCUACUACUGUAUAUUCAAACCGCAAUGUCCGCCAUCUUUCUUCCAGCAGCGAAUCUCCACGAUUCCUUUAUGAGACUGGCCGUCUAGACGGUGCGACAUGCAUGGUUACGGGUGCCUCUUCCGGCAUUGGCUUUGCGAUUGCCCAGCGUAUGCUUCAUGAGGGUGCUCGAAAAGUUACUCUGGUUGGGCGGAGCGAGGAGCGCUUGAAUCAUGCGCUGCGGCACUUGCAAAAAAGUGACAUUCAAACGAAUACCACAAAUGAGUCAAAAGUUGGAUUUGGACCUCCAGAUACAAAGUCGGAAACCAAGACGGUCUCUCCGAGUAGCCUUGAUACCAAAUCAGCAGGUGAAGCCUUGGAAAAGGCCAAACCUGAAAUGCUUCCAUCAAAAAAAGAUUCACCCGCAGCAUCUGAUACUAUGCCUACUAGUGAUCGGCUCUCUGUGCUAAUCGGAGAUGUUGGAAACCCAUCCUUUUGGUCAGAGAAGGGAAAUAUAGCUAUGGGUGACGUGGAUAUUCUUGUUAAUGCAGCAGGAGUGUCGUAUUCUUCAUUACUUCCGUUUGCCAAGGACGAUGCAAUUUCAGAAAUGCUCAACACAAACCUUCAGGGAACAAUAUUUGCUUGCCGCGCAAUGAUGAGUCGUGCGCUUCGUAGGCCAGUACCCAGCAGCGGCAAUUUAAGAUGUAUCGUCAAUAUUUCCUCGCUACAUGGCGUGAAAGGAGGUGUUGGAGCAGCGAUAUACGCUUCUACCAAGGCCGGUGUCAUCGCCCUAACUCGCGUAAUUGUGGCAGAAGCGUCUACCUCAAAGCAAGGGGCGAAGCUUCGUGCAAAUGUGAUCGUGCCUGGAUACAUAGAAACAAAAAUUCUCAAUGAACUAAGCGAACCCAUUCUGAACGAAUCAAAACAAAAGGUGCCUCUCAGGAGAUUCGGUACAGUCGAAGAAGUCGCCGAUGCGGCUAUGUUCCUAGUUACCAAUCAAUAUGCCAACAACUGCAUCCUGAAUCUUGAUGGUGGCCUGAGCGCACUGUAA